UUCCGCUCGGUUCUGUUUUGGUUCUGUGGUGAAGCUCUAACUUAAUGCUGUGGCAGCGAAGGUCUCUCCAAACUCUGAAAUGUGACUAACCUUGACGGGUUGUUGUUGCGAACAGACAGGCUGGACGUAUUUUCUCAUACUCAGGGCGGACUGCCAGGUGCAGAACACUGACUUAUCGGCUUAAAACUGAAAAUAUGAAAACCAAGCGGGACGACAUCAUUUUUCAGACUCUCCUCUUGAUCCACAUCCCUGUGGCCUGCUUCUUCACUGCAGUGUCAUGUCAGGCUGAGAGCAGCAGCGUGGUUGUGGCAGGUUAUAAUGUGAGCUCCCGUGCUGGUUCGAAGCUGGUGCUGCAGUGUGUGAGCAGCCGGAUGGUGUGGACCAGGGACAGGGUGAGAGACAGGCAGAGGGUGAUCCACUGGGAUAUGUACCGGGCUUAUCCGGACUACGCCAUGGAAAGGGUGGUGGACAUGUUCUCGGCAGGAGAACAGAGGAUGUACAACUCCUACAAUCUGGGCAGGGUUGGUCUCAACCCGACAGCCUUCAAAGAUGGAAACUUCUCCCUGGUUAUCAAAGAUGUGACGAUGAAUGACCGAGGUCUGUACUCCUGCAACCUCCACCAUCUCUACUGCAACCUCUACGAGACAGUCAGAGUCCAACUCAAUGUCACUAAAUCACGCCGUAAAGAACAGCGAUACUGGGAUGGGCAUAAGGCCGUGUACGUGGUGCUGCUUGGGAGCACUGCGGUGCUGCCGUGCAUCAACCGACGUAGUGUGUGGACAGACUGGAGCGACGAGGAGGAGGAUCAGCAGGUGGUUCACUGGGACCGUCAGGCUCCAGGAAUUUCCCAUGACCGAGCUGACCGGCUUGUGGACCUGUACGCCUCUGGGGAGCAGCGGAGCUAUGGACCUCUGUUCCUUCAGAGGAAGAUGAAUAUCAGCAAUCACGCUUUCUCCGAAGGAGACUUCUCACUCACCAUAUCUGACCUGCAGCCAGCAGACCAGGGGCUGUAUUCCUGCCACCUCCACCAUCAUUACUGCGGUCUCCAUGAGAGAAGAGUAUUUCAGGUCACAGUGGAGCCUUCGCUGGUUAAGCCAACAAUGCCGGCUAAAUCACUGCCCAGCGAAGACAAGGAGACAGCUAAGGCUGAAUCACCGCGAGUCAUCACCGUCAUCCUGCCCGAGCAAAGGCACCACUUUCUCCUGCCUCUGGGCUACGUCCUCACCUCCUUCCUGCUCCUGGCUUUUGUUGUCCUCAUCAUCGUCGUCAUCGUACGACGACGCACGACCAAAGAAAUGUAUCCUCAGUCGUAUAUGGGGUCCAGCAGAAGUCAGAGCUGCUCAGAUGAGUUUGAGAUGGACGUUACUGAGGUAAAUGUGUGCAGCCCGGAGGAAAGAAGAUUCGACUACAAGAACAACCUGCUGAAAGAAAAAGCCCACGUGAAAACUCAGCCAAAAUUCAUUGAUCUCGACAAAGAGAUGCAGAAGUUCUCUAAGUGAAAUAAAAGAAGUGGAACUGGAGUCACUGGCUGGUCCAGAGGCUGCGCUCCAAGCUAAACACCUCCAUACCGUCUUCUGUCCUGUCAGGAGAGAUGCCGCUGAGAGAAACGCAGUGUUGCAAAAAUCUGUGUUGUGACAUUCAGAAAAAGAACACUGAAGUUUUGUGUUGCCAAAUUGUAGAUAUUAGAUACAAACAGGGCUGUGAAAAAGUAUAUGCCCCCUUCCUCAUUUCUUAGUUUGUUUGUGUAUUUGUCACACAUGUUUUAGAUCAUCAAACAAAUUUUACUAUUAGACAAAGAUAAUCAGAGUAAAUACAAAAUCCAGUUUUUACAUGGUGAUUUCAUUUAUUAAUUGGUUUAAAAAAGAAAUAUCCAAAAAUGCUUUGGGAUUCCAGUGAGCCAGAGUGAGAGCCAUUAUCCACAAACUGAGAAAACUUGGACCAGUGCUGAACCUUACUAGGAGUGGCUGGCCCACUAAGAUUCCUCCAAGGGCGCAUCGACAACUCAGGGCAACUCCAGGAGUUCACAAGAGAACCCAGUUCUUAGUUAAGGUCAGAGUUCAUGAUUCGACAAUUGGGAAAAAAAAUAAUAAGACUGAGCAAAAAUGGCAUCCAUGGGAGAGCACCAAGGAGAAAACCACAGCUGACUGAACACAACACAAAGUCUCAUCUCACAUUUGGAAAAUAUUCUGUGGACUAACAUGACAAAGGCUGAACUUUUUGGAAGGUUUCAGUCCCGUUACAUGUUGUGUAAAACUAAAACAGCAUUUCAUAAAGAGAACAUGGUGGUGGCAGUGUUGGAUAAUCGAUGGAACCAUUAAUUCUGCUCUCUACCUAAAAAUCCCGUCUGAUCGUCAGUUCAUGUUUUCGCAACAGGACAAUGGUCCAAAACACACAAGCAAGGCCACCUCUGAAAUAUUUAAAAAAGUGUGGCCUAGUCAAAAUCAGGACUUAAAUCAGAUUGAGAUGCGUGGGCCAAAAUUCCUCCUGUUUGAUGAUCUCAAACGUAUAGCUGUGACAAAUAUGCAAAAAAAACCCUAAGAAAUGAGGAAGAGGGCAAAUUCUUUUUCACUGCACUAAGAUUGACCUGACUGCGAAAGGAAGGAGAAAUGUGUGCACAGAUCGCACAGAUCUGACUCACUUCUGAGUUGGUGAAGAUAAAGUUCCAGCCUGAAUCAUUAUUCCUUUAGUUAGAAAGUUUUUAUGCUGAUUUUGCUCUUUUCUUUUCCUCCCAAAAGCACCACUGAAGUGUUACCAUAACUCUGCACUGCGUCCAGUAGCUGCUGACUAACUGUAUGCUCACUCACCACCAAGCAGAAUAUGUGAAACGUUCUGUUUUGUAUCCACGCUCUGAUGCAGAUAUUUUUCAUUGUAUGAAUGUAGGAGGCAUGUUUCACAGCAGUUUCUCUUACCCUUUGUUGGACUAGUUAAUGAAGAUUUAGUCAUGUUAUAACCAGUAUAGCAACCGUCUCACACAACUUCAAACAACGCAGUUAAAUCAAAAUACAAACCAGCUGGUUAAACAACGCUGUUGUAAAUUCUCUGUCACUGCUGCUCUGUUACUGUGUGAAAUCAAAAUAUUGCAUUCAGCCAAGUGGCUCCUGGUACUUGCAGGGAGGCGUUUUUAUUACAGUUAAAACCACAAAAAAAUCUGGAAGGUGAAAUUUUAUUGUUUCCACGCUGUGUGAGAAUAGAUGUUUACCUUACUUUCUAUUUUUCGGCCCAUUAUGGAAAAGGAAGUUAGAGAGCAGAAGUUCUUAGGCAUUUAAAAACUCCUGGGUUUCUGCUUUCACUCGUCUGAGCAGAUCUUGUACCCCGGUUUUAUUAUUAUUAUUAUUGUAAUAUUCUGAUGUUGCUUGCUGUAUUUGUAUUUGACGGCAUCAACUUGAUUUCUCUCGUGUGUUGUGCGCCCCCUAGCUUAGUCUGCAUUAACUACUACAAAGUAAAAUCCCAGCAUUACAGUGUCUAAGACAUAAAGGAGGACACUAUCUUACUUGCAAUACUGGGUGUGAAUAACACUCCACUCUUAAAGAAAAAUAGAUUGCCGUUACAUCUGCUGUGGCUUUUGCUUUUCUCAGUUACUCAGUUUGCCAUGCUUGAUACUAAUUUAACUACCUAUUGUUGUGUUGUACUGUACUGCUAAUCCAGUAAAAAUGAAAAACAAAAGACA
Neolamprologus brichardi is the source of this 3667-nucleotide messenger RNA. Its product is annotated as matrix remodeling-associated protein 8-like. The record is from RefSeq and is a predicted model, not a curated record. Lineage: Eukaryota; Metazoa; Chordata; Actinopteri; Cichliformes; Cichlidae. Gene Ontology annotation, cellular component: cell surface; membrane. Gene Ontology annotation, biological process: cell adhesion; cell differentiation.